Messenger RNA from Trametes versicolor FP-101664 SS1, 618 nucleotides. RefSeq lists its product as uncharacterized. The transcript is spliced from 3 exons. Lineage: Eukaryota; Fungi; Basidiomycota; Agaricomycetes; Polyporales; Polyporaceae. The coding region runs from base 81 to 263 and encodes 60 amino acids. The record is from RefSeq and is a predicted model, not a curated record.
GCGGCAUUUGGGUAGACGACUGAACUUUGCCCUUGGCGGUCUGGCAAAACCACAUCCCGCCACUGUUUUCCAUCUUCACGAUGCAAGACAACCUCGACCUUACCGGUCCUCGUCACCAGAGGAAGCCCCUCGUAAACACGUGCAGCGCAGGCAGCUACCACUUCCUGGCACUCCUCCUCUCGAAGACCGCGCGCCAGCCCCAGAAACUGCACGUUUUCGCCAUCCCGUCGGAAGCGCAGCCUGCCGGGGGACACGGGAAAUAAAAGGACCAGCGAGUGUAGGGUCGCCAGGAAAUAUAACGCGCUGUCGAGGCGGCUGCUGGCCCCAGCUUGUAGGAGCUCUGCGAGGUGGUCGGGGAAUGUCUUGGUCUCCUCAACCGGAACUCGGCGAGAUAAGACGAUGUUUUGAAGACCUGGCAUCUGCGCCCACUCGAGCCAAGCAGCGACGUGUUCAAGUCCCUGCCAGUAAGAAUCGAGAUUCAACACGAGAUGGACGGUGCACAGUUUGCUGAAUGGGGACGUAGGAGUGGGCCAUAAACCUUGAGAUGCGAGACUUGUCCGAGCGUGAGUCUGGGCGAUCGGCAGGCCCCGUAGUAAGCUUGCCGGAUUCCCCCUCCAG